Molecule: messenger RNA, 648 nt
Organism: Drosophila kikkawai
Lineage: Eukaryota; Metazoa; Arthropoda; Insecta; Diptera; Drosophilidae
Source: RefSeq, a predicted model, not a curated record
AUGCGACGCCUAGUCAUCGAACAAUCAAAAGAUGAGGAACUGGCUGGAUUCUUCGCCAACGAAGGCAUUUCUUGGCACUUCAUACCCCCAUCUGCCCCUCAUUUUGGCGGAAUGUGGGAAGCCGGCGUUCGUUCCAUAAAACUUCAUAUGCGACGGAUACUUGGAUCCAAGGCUCUCACGUUUGAGGAACUAGCGACUGUUUUGACCCAAAUUGAAGCCAUCCUCAACUCUCGCCCACUGUGCCCAAAUGUGGAUAAUUCGUUGGACCCGCUGACUCCCGCUCAUUUCCUGACUGGAGCUCCUUAUACUGCCCUCUCUGAACCCUGCCGUCUGGAUAUGCAAAUCAAUCGACUGGAGAGGUGGAAUCAGCUGCAAGCUAUGGUCCAAGGUUUCUGGAAACGGUGGCAUAUGGAAUACCUGACAUCGCUUCACGAACGCACAAAAUGGCAUCUAGAAACUGAGAAUCUGAAGAUCGACACACUGGUGGUACUCAAGGAGCCAAAUCUACCUCCCUCUAAAUGGAUUCUUGGACGCAUCAGCGAGGUGCACGCAGGAUCAGAUGACAAAGUACGGGUCGUAACAGUAAAGACGGCCCAUGGAUUCUACAAACGCCCAAUUACCAAAAUUGCUGUCUUGCCUCUGUGCUGA